UUAUUGUUUAUUUUUUUCUGGUCGGACAUAGUUGCGGACGGUGAAACAAGAAAAUAAUUUAAAAAAUUAAAAAAAAAAAAACAAUUUUAAAUUACCGUAUGCUGAAAUACUUUAAGUUAACUUAAGUUAUCUUUAAGUUAGAUUGAUUAAUUAUCUCACCUGUUCAAUGUAACCGAAAGAAAUAAACUAAAAGCUAACAAAUAAAUAAGAAAGGGGAUAGGAGCAAAAAUGAUGCAAAUAACACAGAAUGUGGAAAUGAAAGAACUACCAAAGGAUGCAUCCCUGGCCAGAACCGUUACACCAGAGCUCAAUGGUGAAGAAGUUGAAGAUUUUGAAACAUCGAGUCCGAGUCAGAAUACGCAAACUGGAAAACAGAAUGGAUUGAAGCGCACAACAAGCGUAGAUCAACAGGAUAAGGAAUUAGUCAACGGUCAAGGUCACGAUAGUAAUGACAUACCAUUCGUGUUGAGCGCGAGUUCCGAUCAAGAACGUAAUGCUGGAACGGAUCUAGAUGAUUUGUUGGACAAAAUAAGCUCUAUUGUGGAUCGAAGUCCCAAAGACUCGAACGUUCACAUUGAAGGUGAUAACGAAAAUGAUCACAUUGAACAAGACAAGAUUGAAUCGGUCGGAGCCGAAGACGAACAGAGCAGAAAAAGUACAGCAACUGAAGAGAUCAUGGAGGAAGAACCUGAAAAAAAAUUGUUGGCCGAAAGCACAGGCGAUGAGAACCUAAAUGCAAAUGAAGAACUAAGAGAGGCAACGGAUAUUGCCGUAAAGUCGCCAGUUACCACAGAAGAAACAAUCGAAAAGCCUGGAGUCGAAAAAAGUCCUGACCACGAGCAAUUAAAUGCUCAGCAGAUGGAAGAGACAAUCAACGGUUCAGAAGACAAUUCCCAUGAUGCUGGGAUUGACGACGAAGACAAACCAAAUGGCAAUUCAGUUAAUGAUAAACACACAGAAGAGGCGGAUGUAACUAUUAUUGAUUUAGACUCAUCGGAUGAAGGUGUGGCUGAUGAAGUGGAGAAACUAUCAAAGAACAAGAAUAAAACCAACAAUGAGUUAGAUUCAAUACAAGAAGAAGAUAAGGAAGCUCAGGAUGAAAAAGACGUUCAAGGAAAAAUAGACAAAAGUGUUGAUGAAGCAGAUGAGAAUAAGGGAGAGAAUGAUCUAUCAAAUGAAAAUGUCAAAGAGAAGGAAGACAAUGUCAAAGGCAAUGACGAGGAGCUGAAAUCAAAUGGUUUGUUAAAAACCGAUAAAGCUACAUCCAUUGAAGAGUCCAAAGAAAAAGAGCAAAAAGAAGAUCAGGAGAAACCUCAAGCGGCGGAAGACGACGAUGAUGAUGUUAUAUUUUUUGAGUUGUACGAUAAGGACAAAGAGAAAGAAGCGGAAACGAAAAUAGAAGAGAAAACAGAAACAAAACCAGAUGAGCCAGUGGAAAAGAAAAUAGACCCAACGACAGACAAAAAGAACGAUGAAAUUGUCUUGGUUUCUGAAGAUGAAGACGAGGAGGAACCACAGUCGAAAAAGAAGGAGGAAAACACUGAAAAAGACGAUACUCGCAGAACUGAUAAAGAUUUUCAGGCUGAUAACUCAGACAAUGCUUGCGAUCAGUUUGAUAAAUUGAAACCUCAAGCUAAGCCAAAACCUCUGGUAAAUGAUAAUCACAUAGAGAAUAAUUCAAACAGCAGCAAUCUGUUACGUCCCGCAGAAGAUAUAGAAUUGCCGCCAAUCAAACGCAAGCGUCUGAGUAACGAGGAUGAAAUGGUCGAUGCUACAAAGUCAGAGACAGCAACGACUGAAUCGGACAAAUUGCCGAUAGUUAAACGUAGCCACAGUCUAGUUGAGAAUAGUCCCUCGGAUAUCAAAAAAGAGCAAACUCCUAUUAAGAAAUUAAAAACCGAUGAUUCCGAUUCAAAUAGCUCCAAUGAUGGUACUUUACAAAUAGACUUAGAUGCUAAGGAAGAGCCGGAGGAAAUAAGAACAGAAUGCAAAGAUGAUCCAGAGAAAGUUCAAUUGAAGCUAGAUACGAUAUACAAGCCCAUACGCAUGGACUUUGUAAAGUCUUUUCGCAAAAGUUUCGACAAAAUGACGCGACAAGAUUUGGAAGAUCUUGUGCUUCAAAAAGUCGUUGAAGGUAUGCUGGUAAAAAGUGAAUUCGCCGAUAUGCGCCGACAAUUGGAUAAAUAUGAGUCAACACUGGCCAACUAUCGUCGUAAAAUCGCUGAGGUAUCUAAACAAUUUGUUGACUUAGAGACCGUGCACAAGCGUGUGCUUAAGGAUCUAGAAACAAAGAAUUCCCAGUUUACAGUACCAGUGAGAAUAACUCGUGCUGUGGGUCUACAAGUGGGUAUGUCCAUGAAGGCAAUGAAAUCGGAUGGUGGCCAGACGUCGUCGUCGCAAUCGAAUGCUGCAGGCAGUAAUUCGUCAUUGCCAAGUAGUAGUCUAUCAAAGGCAAGCACUUCGCCGUUAAGAUCUCCUUUGAGGGGCGUGCAGUCGGGACGGUCGCCACAUCAACAGUCUGCACUUCAACAUCAUCCACAUCAGCAGCAGCAGCAGCAUUCCCGCCCUUCCCCCAUGUCGUCUCCUUCGAAUUCAUCAACCUCUUCUUCGUUUGUUAAAACUAUGCAACCUGCUGCAAGUGGCUCGACUCCUCCUGUACGCAGGGGCUGCAUGCAAAAGGUUACUCCCCAAAGACCGGGACCCGGACAUCACAUUACGCAAGCUACAACUUCACCUCCAACAGGAAUUAAUCGACCUCCUCAAGUAGGAAGGCCGUCCCUUGGUGUCCAUGUAUCGAAGCACACGGGAGGCGCUUCAACUGGAUCUACAGCAGCAGCAGCGGCGGCAGCGGCUGCAGCCAUGAGAGCACGUAAUGCUGGAGCCCCGUACUCGAAUAUGGCUCAGAAGCAACAACAACAAGCACAGCAAUAUCCAUCAUCGCGACCCGGCCCCGGUCCCCAAGCCAGUCCUAACAAAUCAUUGGGCAAAAUGCCAUCUAAAGUAAGAGCCAUACCCACAGUAUCAGUGCCUAUUUCAUCAGCGGCCGCAGGAGGAUCCCAACCGAAUUUAGCUCCAGCUAAGCCCAAGGACAAAUCAGUCAUUGAUCUUACAGAUGAAGAUGAGGCGGCAGCAGCAGCUGCUGCGGUUCAAUCACGACUAAAUCAAUCCGCUAGCGUUCCAAUGAAGAGACCAGGACCUGCAAGUGCUACAGGGGGUACGAAUCGCGCCAGUUCAAGUGGUGCAGGAAAUGUUGUAAGAGUCUCACCCAUGCCAGGUCCCACAUGCAGGACAAAUGUGGUGUCACGCUCAAGCGGAGGAGCUCAGCGGAAUUCCAUAGGUUCCAAUGUAACAAUGCAAAUCCGUUCCGAGAAUACGCCACCAUCGGCAUCACGUUUGCGUUAUUCGCAUCCAGCUCCGUUACCCUCUUCGCCCGCCCAGCCUUUUAAUCCUGCCUGGAAAUUGCCACCAUCGCGACCCGUCAUUCGCAUCAAUCUGCAUGAUUCGGGUAUAGUGAUUUCUUGGACCCUGGAGGAUACUAGUAAUCGUUUUUCCGAUUGCGUCACCUAUCAGAUCUAUGCCUAUCAGGAAACAAUUCACGAGCCUAGCACCGAUUCCUGGCGACAUGUGGGUGACGUCAAGGCCAUGUUAUUGCCCAUGGCCGUGACUUUGAAUCAAUUUCAAGAGAAUCAGCGGUACUAUUUUGCUGUUCGCGGAGUUGAUGAUCACCAACGUUUUGGUCCCUUUAGUUUACCCAAGACGUGGACACAGAGUUAGACACAGAGAGAGAGAGAGAGAAAGAGAUCACGGUAAAUUGUUUAUUUUUUUUAAUUUCCUUACUAGUUUAUUGUAUUUAUUCUUAUUCUGUAUCCAUAAGGUAUUCUAAAGUAAGUUUUUUACUUUUUAAUACACAAUAGGGCAAAAGAAAGAAUUUUUGCAACAUCUACUAAAAUACCCGUGUAUUAGAAAUUGCUGCUGAGUUUUAUUUGGUUGGGCUACUUGGUACGGGAGAUCUAAAAUACUUUAUUAAAUGACUUUAUUUUUUUGCUUUAGUCAUCAUAGUUGUCCCCCGUUCCUUGCGUGGUUUUUAGAUCCAAGAUUCAUCGUCAGCAUUAAGAAAAUUAAAAUAUAUAUUAAAGUAAAUAUUGUAAUAUAAUUUAUGCAUAUAAAUAUCUUUUAAGUUCCACACAUUAAAUACAAAGUAACAACACAAUGAAUAAAUAUCAAA
This is a messenger RNA of Drosophila willistoni, 4225 nucleotides long. RefSeq names its product activating transcription factor 7-interacting protein 1 (gene wde). Gene Ontology annotation, biological process: regulation of DNA-templated transcription. The transcript is spliced from 5 exons. The record is from RefSeq and is a predicted model, not a curated record. Gene Ontology annotation, molecular function: protein binding; transcription coregulator activity. Lineage: Eukaryota; Metazoa; Arthropoda; Insecta; Diptera; Drosophilidae. Bases 229 to 3774 code for a protein of 1181 amino acids. Gene Ontology annotation, cellular component: nucleus; transcription regulator complex.